Messenger RNA from Cajanus cajan (pigeon pea), 2040 nucleotides. RefSeq names its product protein NRT1/ PTR FAMILY 5.6. Gene Ontology annotation, cellular component: membrane. The record is from RefSeq and is a predicted model, not a curated record. NCBI's taxonomy places the organism in Eukaryota, Viridiplantae, Streptophyta, Magnoliopsida, Fabales, Fabaceae. Gene Ontology annotation, molecular function: tripeptide transmembrane transporter activity; dipeptide transmembrane transporter activity. Gene Ontology annotation, biological process: transmembrane transport; dipeptide transport.
UUGAAGAACCUGCUGAACAGCAAUUCUCUUUACUAGAUGCAUUUAAAUGUACUAAUGAGGCCACACCAACCAUAUAUGUUGUCUUUUCUCCUCUGCCUAUAUAGCAUUCCAUCUCAGUAAGGACCAUUUUAUUUUCCAUUUUCCAAUUGUAAAUAUGGAGCAAGAUACGGAGAAGAAAAAGCGAGAUAGAAUUGAAGUGAGUGAAGAGAAAUGGGUACAUGAUGCAUCUGUGGAUUAUAAAGGCAGAGUUCCUCUCCGUGCUUCCACUGGUGUAUGGAAAGCCUCCCUGUUUGUCCUCACAAUUGAAUUUAGUGAAAGGGUAAGCUACUUUGGGAUAGCCACUAAUCUUAUCUCGUACCUAACUAAAGUCAUACACGAAGAUCUCCAAACAGCAGCCAAGAAUGUAAACUACUGGUCAGGAACAACAACCUUGAUCCCUCUUAUUGGGGGAUUUAUUGCUGAUGCCUACACUGGUCGAUUUUACAUGAUCCUCUUUUCUUCCUUUGUAUACCUCGUGGGAUUAAGCCUGUUGGCCAUGUCUCAAUUCAUCCCAAGUCUAAAGGCCUGCAACACUAAGAUAUGCCAUAAGCCUAGGAAGGUUCAUGAAGUGGUUUUCUUCCUUGCCCUUUACUGCAUCUCCUUAGGUUCUGGAGGAUACAAACCAUGCUUGGAAAGCUUUGGAGCUGAUCAAUUUGAUGAUGAUAACUUGAAAGAAAGGAAGAAAAAGAUGUCUUUCUUUAACUGGUGGAACUUUGCACUGUGCUUUGCAUUGCUGCUUGGUGCAACAGUGGUUGUUUAUAUCCAAGACUUUGUUGGCUGGGGAGCUGCCGGUCUUACCCUCACUAUUUUUAUGGCUCUCACCAUCAUAGCUUUUUAUGUGGGAAAAUCAUUUUACAGGUACAGGAGGGCAGAUGGAAACCCUCUAACACCAUUUUUACAGGUCUUAAUUGCAGCAAUGAGGAAAAGGAAUCUACCUUGCCCUUCAAAUCCUGCUUUGUUGCAUGAGGUCCCAGAGAAGUCCCAAGGAAGGCUUCUGACCCACACUAACGGGCUAAGGUUUCUUGACAAGGCUGCAAUAGUUGAAGAGAAACAUGUUGAGCAGAAGGAGAAUCCAUGGAGAUUAGCAACAGUGACAAGAGUGGAGGAGACAAAGCUUGUUAUUAAUGUAGUUCCCAUAUGGUUAACUUCAUUAAUAGUUGGAAUAUGUGUGGCACAAGGUUCAACACUCUUUGUCAAACAAGCAGCUGGUAUGAACUUAAAGAUAACCGACAGUUUCAAAAUCCCACCAGCUUCCAUGGCAUCUAUUUCAGCUGUUGGUACCAUAAUAUCUGUCCCAAUAUACGAUAGGAUCAUAGUUCCAAUUCUGAGAAAAGUCACAGGUAAUGAAAGAGGCAUCAGCAUCCUUAGGAGGAUCAGUGUUGGCUUGUCAUUAUCAGUCAUACUCAUGGUUGUUGCUGCCUUGGUAGAAGCAAAGAGACUAAGAAUGGCUAAACAUGAAGUCCUCAUAAUAGGGGAAACUAGUGAAAAGACAAUGAGUGUGUUGUGGUUGAUACCCCAAUACUUGAUCCUUGGCCUUGGAGAUUCCUUUUCUCUAGUUGGUUUGCAAGAAUAUUUCUAUGACCAAGUUCCUGACUCAAUGAGAAGCUUGGGAAUGGCUUUGUAUCUUAGUGUGCUGGGAGGAGGAUUCUUCUUAAGCAGCUUUCUGAUCACCAUUGUGGAUCAUGUAACGGGGAAGAAUGGGAAGAGUUGGAUUGGGAAGGAUAUAAACUCAAGUCGUUUGGAUAAGUUUUAUUGGAUGUUGGCUGUCAUAAACGCUUUGGAUUUCUGUGCCUUUCUCUUUCUGGCAAAAAGGUAUACUUAUAAGACCACACAGAGGAGAGCUAUGGAAACUGACUGUUGCAAGAGUGGUGAGAUGGAGAUGGUGGCCUGAUCAGAACCACUACGUGUACCUCUCACUCAUAUUUUCACCUGAACCAAAUGUUUAAUGCAUUGUUUUCAUUAUACCUGCUGGAAUUUGAAUUGCCAAGUUAUUGUUGUAGA